Dichomitus squalens LYAD-421 SS1 is the source of this 660-nucleotide messenger RNA. RefSeq lists its product as uncharacterized. The coding region runs from base 1 to 660 and encodes 219 amino acids. The transcript is spliced from 3 exons. Lineage: Eukaryota; Fungi; Basidiomycota; Agaricomycetes; Polyporales; Polyporaceae. The record is from RefSeq and is a predicted model, not a curated record.
AUGCCCCACCGCAGGAAGUCGAGAGCUCACAGUCGCUAUCUCACCGCCUACGAUGAAUUUCACGGUGUAGCCCCUCGUCUCAACCGUCUCCCUCAGAGGCUCGACUACACGCUCAUCCCCGCCCCGUUGGACCUCAGCAAGCCUUUGGUUGACGAAAAGUCUGAACUCCCUGCCAUCAUCGUGACCCCGUCUUCCCCCGUCUUCGAGAGCAAGUUCUUCAUCGCAUUCAUCGCACCUCCGCCAAGCCCUACUUUUUCACAGCGCUUGAGCUCCCUGGUACCGUCGUUCCGCUCGGGCCGCAUCCGCACGAUCAUCCUCCUUUUCCUCCUCCUGUUCAUCAUGGCAUCCCACGUCGUGAUUCAUCGCAUCGCGACCAACCACCCUCAUCUUCAGUUCGGAAUCAUUCCUGACAACGAUAUCGACGUCUCUUCCCUCUCCCACACUGGUAACAUGGACGUCUUCGGCGUUGGUGGAAGAGCGGAUGCCCAAGAUACGACCGAGGAGCCUUCGACCGCCGGAUUUUGGAACCUUCGCGCAUUGUGGGCCCCCACCGGCGCGACUAGCUCGCGUUCAUUCAUCGUUGUGGAGGAACUCGCGCCCAAGGAGGGCAAUGAUAACGAUACACCCAAGGAGGAGGUCCGCCCUGAGGUCGCCGCAUAG